Molecule: messenger RNA, 1077 nt
Organism: Lodderomyces jiufengensis
Lineage: Eukaryota; Fungi; Ascomycota; Pichiomycetes; Serinales; Debaryomycetaceae
Exons: 1
Coding region: 1-1077 (358 amino acids)
Cellular component (GO): anaphase-promoting complex
Source: RefSeq, a predicted model, not a curated record
AUGAAUACAUCAACAAAUAACGUUGUAGCAAAUUCAACAACAACUUCAAAAUAUAAUUUUCUACCUAAGUUUAAUCAUCAUAGCAAUUUAAAUCAUAAUACUGUUACUAAUCAAUCUAAUCAACCACAAUCAAGAGUAGUAUCAAAUGAUUUAGUGGAUUCAAUAGCAAAUAGUUUAUCAUAUAAUAGAACAAUAAGUUCAUCUUCAUCAAUACUAAGUACUCCAAGUAAUAAUAUUCGUAAAUUUCAACAACAGCGGCAACAACAUCAAAACCAGCAAAACCAAACUCAGAAAAAACAUCAUCAUCACAAUCAUUCAGAUAAAGACGAAAAACAUAGUAAUCGAAUAUCAAGAAAUGGACAACUUAUAAAAAAUAAAUUACUAAAUUUACAUCAAUCUCAUAAACAAUUACAACCAAAUCCAAUUCAAACUCAAUCUACUUCACAACAACCUCAACAACCAACAACUCAAAAGUCAUUACACAAUGCGGAGUAUUAUACGAGGACUGUAAUAUUUCCAGAAGUAUCAAGUGAUGAAGAAGAUGAAUCAAAUGAUAAUGAUGAAACAGAAACAGAAGAUUUUGAAACAUUUUUCAAAAAUUCAAUAAAUUCAAUACCCGGAUAUACAAAAGGUGAAUUAGAUGUAUUAAUUAAUCAACAAGAAUUAACUCAUGAAGAAGAGAAAAAGUUAUUAUUAGAGUACAAGAGAAAAGAAAUGACAAAACAAGAAAGAUCAUAUAUGAAAACAAGUUCAUUAUCAAUAAGAAGACAAUUACAAGUAACUCAAAAGAAGGAAAUUCUCACAAAGAUAUUUGGAAACCACAACAAAUUAAACAAUGAAUAUAUUACAAAUAAUAGUGAAUUUUCAUCAUUUAAUAAUAAUUUUAAUUUACAAAUGGUUUUCAAUGAAGAUAGAGAAGAAAUUUUUCAUUUAUUAGAAGAAGAUAAUGAUUUUAAAGUAUCAAUGGAAGAAUUUAGAGAAACGAGAAGAACCGACGCAAAGGAUAGGGAAUUAAAUGAUGAAUCUGAUGAAGAAUUGAAUUACCUAUUGAAGAAAAUACCUAUAAAUAAGAAAUAA